AUGGGGAAGGGGAUGGCGGCUACGGCGGUUCUGCGCGCGCACCACCGCAAGCAACGUUCGGCCAAGGCCCUCGCCCCGGGGGUGGAACUGGAUCUCGCUACAAUCAAACCCCUUCGAUGGGGCGUGACGACUACGGAGCGGUUCUCUAAACCUGCAGGAGGAAACGUGGAAAUGGCCUCUCUCGCACAAAAUGCAGGCUCAUUCGCUGCGUCGGGCGACCCGAAUGCAAUUUUGAACGAGUGCCGCAGCAUCGACCGGGGAAUCGAUCAAAUCGACCAGAACCUGAACCAAUUGCGAAUGUUACAAGACCGAUCCUUAAACGAGGCCGACUCAUCUGGGUCAUCCACGUCGAAACAGCUGGAUGCUCUCGCGUCGGACACUAUGGCUCUCUACCGUCAACUUACUGAGCGGGUGCGGCAAGUAAAAAGCCAGAGGGAGGCCCAGCAACCCAAAAAUGCGCCACAGGUCGGUCGCGUUGAUCGCCGCUUGAAACAAGCGAUCCAGUCCUACCAGCAAGUUGAGUCGGCCUUUCGCAAGAAAACACAAGAUCAGAUGGCUCGACAAUAUCGUAUCGUGCGGCCAGACGCAUCGGAAUCCGAGGUCCGUGCUGUUGUGGAAGAUACGGCAGCUGGUAGCCAGAUGUUCCAGCAGGCCAUGAUGCAGAGCGACCGUCGUGGCCAGGCCCGUGCCGUUCUGAGUGCCGUCCAAGAUCGGCAUGCAGCACUUCAGAAGAUCGAACAGCAAAUGGUCGAGCUGGCUCAGUUGUUCCAGGAUAUGGACACACUUAUUGUCCAGCAAGAAGUCAAUGUUAUGCAAAUCGAGCAGAAGGCUGAGGAGGCCGUCGUGAACAUAGACAAGGGUAAUGAGGAGAUUGCAGUUGCUGUCACUACGGCCAGGAAGACUCGGAAAAAGAAGUGGAUUUGUCUGGGUAUCUGCGUCAUUAUCGUUGUGGUAUACGUCUUGAUCAACAAGCAAGGCAGCAGCAAGAAACGGAGUAUCGGUGGGCGAGCCCUUGACUUUGCCAAUGACCGGUCGGUGGCACACGUCUACGAACUAGCGAGCGCUGUCGCACGGACGUCUCUAUCCGGCCGGUACGUCAUAAAUACCGAUUUCACCAAAGAUGACACCGCCUCUUGA
Molecule: messenger RNA, 1137 nt
Organism: Sporothrix schenckii 1099-18
Lineage: Eukaryota; Fungi; Ascomycota; Sordariomycetes; Ophiostomatales; Ophiostomataceae
Product: syntaxin 1B/2/3
Exons: 3
Coding region: 1-1137 (378 amino acids)
Biological process (GO): exocytosis; vesicle fusion; intracellular protein transport
Cellular component (GO): endomembrane system; SNARE complex; plasma membrane
Molecular function (GO): SNARE binding; SNAP receptor activity
Source: RefSeq, a predicted model, not a curated record